AUGUUAAAACAAUUAUCAGAACCCUUAAAAUCAUUCCAACAAAUAACCUUAUUUGUUAUUGUCCCAUUACUUAUUGCAGUGCAUGCAGAAGAAAUAUCUGUUACUGUUGCGUUUGAUAUAAUUGUAUGGUAUAUAGCAAUAAGUUUUGGUGUAUAUAUAUUUAAAACACCAUUAGAAUUAUAUUUUAUAGUAAAAGAUAAAACUAGACAGUUAAAAGAAAAUAAACAAUAUUAUGAUAAAGAUUCUUAUCAUCAAAAAGAUGUUGAACUAUACCAAUUAGAAUGGAGAAUGUUUAUAUUUUCAAUAUUAUCACCAUUUUUAGCAUUAUUUAGUUGGUAUGGUUUGGAAAAGUUUUGUAUGGCAUAUUCUCUAACAACAUUAAGCAAUUUAUUGCAUCCAUAUUUUAUAAUUAUUGCAGGAUUUCUUACAUCCUAUCAACCUAUAAUUGGCUUCAUGACUAAUUUUAAAGAAAGAUUGGAUUCCAUUUAUCCAAGAAUAACAUAUGAACCAACAUCUGGUUUAAAUGACUAUAAACAAUAUCAGCAACAACAACAACAAUCACAAAAUAGGAAUAGUACGGAGGACUUAGGAUGUUCAUCAUCAUCGUCAACUUCACCACCACCACCAUCAUUAUUUGCAUCUUCAGAUAAUAUUGUAAAUUUAAUGAGUAGCCAAGAAGCACAAUUUAAGAAUUUUGUUUUUAAUCAUACAAAGAGUAGUGAAGAUGGUUUAAGAAAUGAAUUGGCUCAAUUUAGAUUGGAAUUUUCAAAUUAUAUUAAAAAUUUAAAUGCAGAUAAUAAUCAACUAAAAAGAGAUAUUAGAGAUUGGACUUCAAAGAAAUCAAAUGAAAUAACCAAAAUUGAUUCAAGAAUGUUAUCUCUUGAAAAUCAAAUGGAGUUAUUACAAAUGUUACUGGAAAAGGAAAAAGCUUCAUCUUCAUCCUCUUCAAAAUCUGAUAUAUUUAGAAUUUUAACUCCAUUUUCUCAAAAAAUGUUAUCUUUAAAAUAA
This is a messenger RNA of Dictyostelium discoideum AX4, 1008 nucleotides long. RefSeq lists its product as hypothetical. The transcript has 3 exons. The coding region runs from base 1 to 1008 and encodes 335 amino acids. Lineage: Eukaryota; Evosea; Eumycetozoa; Dictyosteliales; Dictyosteliaceae. The record is from RefSeq and is a predicted model, not a curated record.